UGUCUCCCACUCACUCACUACGAAUACCUAGGUGAUCUUCAGCACUCCGGCAGCAUGGUUCCGAAACGAGAAGUGAUAGUCAAUCUUCAAAACUCCGUUUUGUCACGCAUUUCGGCCAUGGUUCUGACUGAUAGCCAGGAAUACUCAAGGGCUCUGCUAAAAACGUUGAUGGCUAUCAAUAUCAACUACCCUCACAUGAAGAAGGACAUACUAGCCGAACUCGAAUCGUUGUGCGUUGAAAGCAUUCCUCAUUGCGCUCGUGCUCUGAUGUUGACGGCCGAAUAUCUGGCCAUACGUGCUCGUGGACGAGGUGGACUACGGAGCGGUCCUGCCGCGAAUCCAGCCUUCACUCAUAUUUUCGAAUCGAUGAAAAAAGACCCGAACGGCAAUCAUAUACACGACUUAUUUCACGCAGUUAGAGAGAAAUGGCUUCGAAGCGAAACAGAAACGAUAAGAGCUGCACGUCAUUUGGAAGCUGCUGCGCAGAUCUAUACACAGCACGAAGUGGAGAAGAUUUGCCGGAAGCAUUUCGCUGCUAUACCGAAUGGAUCAAAGGAUACUAUCCCACAGAGCGUCACAGUGGAAGCUGCGGCUAGGGUUGAUCUUUUCGGUGGUUGGUUGGAUACUCCACCCAUUACCUUGUACGCCAAACCUUCAGCUGUCGUGAAUAUGGCAAUACUUGUAGAUGGGAAGAAACCAAUAGCAUGUCAUAUACGACAUAGUCCCGAUGCUGGCAUUACCGUACGAUGUGGGGAUACGGUAGUAUUACUCUCAUCGUCCCAAGAUAUAUACGAGUCAUAUAACAAGCCGGGUAAUCCAGGGGCACUGGUGUGUGCCUGCCUCAUAUGUGUAGGUAUACCAAGUGGACCCGAAGACGACCUUUCCGAGACACUUGAGAAGCGAUUUAGUACCACGGGCUUGGAGAUCGAGUGCACUUCUUGCCUACCACAUGGAUCCGGACUCGGGACAUCAUCGAUACUAGCCGCAGCUAUUAUUCAAGCGCUAGGAUUAGCGAGUGGGUUCCAGUAUUCGGAAAAGAGCAUCUGUCAUGCUGUACUAAUGGUAGAACAGCUGUUGACUACAGGCGGUGGAUGGCAGGAUCAAGUUGGCUGUCUCUAUCCAGGAAUCAAGAAAGGUUUCUUCAACAAGACUGAUGAUAGUGUAGACGUGGAGAAAAUCAAUAUCAAAGAGGAGUUUGAGAAAGAAAUUAAUAGUCGCAUGGUGCUCAUAUAUACCGGAAAAACCAGAUUAGCCAAAAACCUUCUUCAGGAAGUCGUUCGUGGGUGGUUUUCUGGAGGGCCUAUUCGAGACGUGAUUGCUUCGCUAGAAAGUAACGUUGUUCAGUUCGUCGACAGCAUAAAAGAAGGUAUGUAG
Molecule: messenger RNA, 1374 nt
Organism: Haemonchus placei
Lineage: Eukaryota; Metazoa; Nematoda; Chromadorea; Rhabditida; Trichostrongylidae
Source: the annotation of a GenBank genome assembly